Messenger RNA from Ipomoea nil (Japanese morning glory), 567 nucleotides. RefSeq lists its product as uncharacterized. Gene Ontology annotation, molecular function: nucleic acid binding; zinc ion binding. The record is from RefSeq and is a predicted model, not a curated record. The transcript has 2 exons. Lineage: Eukaryota; Viridiplantae; Streptophyta; Magnoliopsida; Solanales; Convolvulaceae. The coding region runs from base 11 to 442 and encodes 143 amino acids.
CAGUCACAUAAUGCAACUAAGUGACAUUGCAGCACAGCUUGACAAGUUGAAGAUCAAGCUGCCAGACUCAUUUGUAGUGCAUUUUGCACUCAACACUCUCCCGCCUGAGUAUAGCACCUUCAAAAUUGCCUAUAACACACAUGACAAGAAAUGGUCUAUUAAUGAUCUUAUUAAUAAGUGUGUGCAAGAAGAAGGGAGACUACGCCAGGAACAAAAAGGGGAGAAUGUCAUGCUUGCUAUAGCCAAGCCUAAGGGAAGAUCUGGAAAGCGCCACACUACAGCUAAAGGGAAAGCAAAAAUAUCCCCUCAGACCGACAUUAAGAAAACACAGAAAUGCUUCUUCUGUAAGAAGAAGGGGCAUAUGAAGAAGGACUGUGCGAAGUUUAAGAAGUGGAUGUCUGAGAAAGGAUAUGCAAAAUCUGAGACAACCGAUGUCAAGUGAGCGAAACAUCUUCUCCGGAAAUAAGAUGGGCUCGCCGGUUGAAGCUGUAGGGACUUGCAAGCUGAUUUUAGAAAGUGGCUUCGUUUUGAAUUUAGAAAGGACAUUUUACGUACCAACUUUUUCAC